Molecule: messenger RNA, 1347 nt
Organism: Sclerotinia sclerotiorum 1980 UF-70
Lineage: Eukaryota; Fungi; Ascomycota; Leotiomycetes; Helotiales; Sclerotiniaceae
Exons: 5
Coding region: 1-1347 (448 amino acids)
Source: RefSeq, a predicted model, not a curated record
AUGGUUCGAAUGACUUUGGGAACGGCAGCGGUAUCGCUUGCUCUCUCCAUGAUCAAUGCCGUAUCAGCAACAGCAGGAUUCGUCGCCAAAGAUGACAGCAUCUCAUUUGCUCUGAACAUACCAGAGAAAAAUCCCAACAAUGAUUUAUAUUUCAGCAUAUCAGGUCCGAGCAGUUGCUCCUGGAUUGCUGUGGGCAUGGGAUCAGAUAAGAUGAAAAACUCCCUCAUGUUUAUGAUGUAUGCCGAUUCGACGGGGAACAAUGUAACUCUCAGUCCUCGAAUAGCUACCGGUGAAAAUGAACCAUCGCAUACCAAGGAUAUCGUGGUUGAAGCUUUUGCCGGCACACGAAUUUUCAACGAUACCUUCACGUGGAAUGGGAGAUGUCGGAAUUGUACCUCGUGGAAAGGAGGGUCCAUAGGCCCUACAAAUAUGGAGGCAAACUUCAUAUGGGCCACUGGACCACCGGGAAACAUAAAUUCCAAUUCGUUGCAUGCCAAUAUCAAAAGACAUGAUACGUAUGGAGUUUUUGCCAUGGAUUUGUCGAAAGCGAUAGGCGCUGCAGCUGUACCUGCAGUCCCAACUUCGAAUUCCAAAGGUUCUUCCCAGUUUUCCGAGAAAGCGGAUGGUAAUGUCUCGUCGGCUGCCCAUGCUGUCUUGAUGGUUUUGGUAUUCGUAGGCCUUUUGCCAUUAGGUCUAGUUAUUUUGAGGUUUUUUAAUUGUCCCAGAUGGCAUGCUCUCAACCAGACUAUAUCUCUUAUGAUUGCCAUCAUAGGUCUUGGAAUAGGUGCUCAAAUGGGCACACUUUACAAUCGGACGAAAGGUUUCAAAUCCGGACAUCAGAUCUUUGGCCUCAUUAUUGUGGUAGCCAUGGUCGGACAGUGGAUCCUUGGUUUCCUCCACCACCGAAUGUACAAGAAAACCUCAACGCCUACCAAAUUCGCCCCUAUCCACGUCUGGUUAGGUCGUAUUAUCAUCCCAGCUGGAAUCAUAAACGGAUUUAUUGGCUUCCCUCUUGCUCUUAACCCUAAAUUUGACUACGCACUCCUAGCCUGCACACUCCUUAUUAUAAUAAUCUUCGCCCCUCUUCUAUUCUGGGGCUACAAACGUCGUCAAGCUAAAGAAAUCGAAGCAAUUACAAGCGAGACAGAAGGCUAUCAAGCAGAGCCCUGGAGAGCCCCUCAGGCCCAGUAUGAUAUCAAUCUGAAUCAGAUGAACAUGGGCUCUGCCUAUGGAGUACCUCCUUCUUACAAUGCGGCUGCACAACAACAUAUGCAGCAGCAGCAACAACAGACUCCGGGUCAAUCAUCGCAUAAUCUUCCAAUGCAGCAGGGAAUGCAGUUUGUUUAA